Striga asiatica is the source of this 390-nucleotide messenger RNA. NCBI's taxonomy places the organism in Eukaryota, Viridiplantae, Streptophyta, Magnoliopsida, Lamiales, Orobanchaceae. The record is from the annotation of a GenBank genome assembly.
AUGGAGAUCAAGAAAACCGUUGAAGAUGAUAUACUUGGGUUUCCCUUGGAAGAGGGCACCGAAAGAAAAGAAAGGUCACCGUUCUACAUACUCCGUGGAGGAAUCUUGAAAAAAAGAAAAAAAAUUCCAACUGUGACGGGGUACGACCCUUAUAGGCUAGUGGAUCCAGCUAAAUUUGAAGAUCUAAAUACGUGGUUAUCGAGCUCCCCUGAAAGAUGCUAUCCUUUCUCAUAUUCGAUAGCGUGCUAUAGAGUUCCUUCUCUUAACAAUGACCAUUGGCUAGCACUCGAGAUUGAUCUUUCCGGCAGAUCCAUUUACGCAUAUGAUAUUCAACAAGUGUUAUGCGGAAGCCACAAUUUGAUAAGGAACUGGAGCCCAUUCGAGUUUGUG